Xyrichtys novacula (pearly razorfish) is the source of this 28620-nucleotide messenger RNA. The record is from the annotation of a GenBank genome assembly. NCBI's taxonomy places the organism in Eukaryota, Metazoa, Chordata, Actinopteri, Labriformes, Labridae.
GAAGCUGGAGGAGCACUCCGUCUGUCCGUGUAGUCAGUAUGCAUUUGGAUGUGUGUAUGUGUGUGAGUGUGCGUGUGUGCGUGUCUGAAUGCGAACAAGUUGAUAUUAUUUUUAAUUUCGCGAACAUCUUUGAAUUGAGCGUUGGAAGUAACGGUGAGUCAGACCGGUGUGAGGCAAAGAAACAGACUUACAACCAAGUCCGGAGCGUCCAAUGAACUCGAAAAUAACAAGUUUGCUACGUAGAGCUCCUGAAAAGCAGCCACAUCUACGCAGUUUUACGCUUUUCGGGUUGUCUCCUCUGACACUACGCUAACUUGAAGCUGCAGCCUGCAUCUGCUCGUCCUGUUGCUGUUUGUAUUGUAAUUUUUUUAAGUGGUUAGCAGUUUGCAGUCAAGUGAUAGUCCGUGUGCCUUUCUUUAAAUGUGUACAAUCGCCCAUGAAGUAACAGUGAACGCCACUUCACACCAAGUAAUAAGAAUUGUAGGGGAUAAGCCAUAAACUACGCAGAAAAAAUGCUAAAGACGCUCACGAAAAAACUGAGAAGACACUCACUCAAUGAGAUACAUCCUUUCCAACUCAAGGUAAGUUUGACUCAUUGAAUUGUAAUAUACUGUAAAUAUUCUGUCUUGUAUAAACAGGUAAGCUGUGUUUGUGUCAGUAAACUCUGCACUUAAAUUCCCAGAAGUCCACACUGUAAGAAAUGAGCUUGUUUGUGAACAGCGUGCCUUUACUUUUGUCUUGUGACUUGCUCAUUUGAAGGCCAGUUGACUGCGCAGCUUACAGACUGUAACCUUGCUUGAACAGGGUUAUAGUGAGUUCAUUACACUCUCUCUCUUUCUCUUUCUCUUUUCCUUACACACGCACACGCGCAAACACACACAGUUAUUACACUAUUACUCAGAUAGGACGCCACAGUACAGGUUCCCAGCCUGUGGUAGCUAUUUCUGAUGAACACAUUUGGAUUUAGAGUGACUUUUACAUGUUUUAGUGUGAUAUAUUGUUGUGACACUUGAUUCAUUACAGUAUCUGGCAUAAUCCAACACAAAAGCUGUUGAUCAACAAGAUGUUCCCCUAUAUCUAUAGGAGUGUCACAUCAUUCAAACAAAACACUAACAACAUAAAACUCUAUUUUGUUAUCCAAACUUUUUUUUUCAGCCCAAAAGCUGCACAUUAUGGUAUUGUGAGGCUUCAGGAUACUGUAACAGGAAAACUCCACAUUGUUUAUAAUAAUACAAUACAGAAAUAAAACAGUCUGCCACUGGACAAAAAAAAAAAAACACCCACAAUUGCACAAUAACACAUGUCUCUAACCUGUGUCUGCCAGAAAAUCUCAGAAAUACACAUCUUUAACACAAUCUAGGCAUUUGUUCUGGCUUUCAACCUGUAGCUGUCAGUGUUUUGCAGCAUUAAAAAAACUGGCAGAAGUGGAACAUAAUGUUCAAAAGUAUGUUUAAAUAGUGCAAAAUCACCUGAAUGCAAAAUAUUAUUCUGAUUUAACCUAAAAUGAACCUUCCGGAACUACACAUGGUGCAGGUACCCUUCUUGUACGGCCAUUUUCUCCAGUAUGGACAAAAAAGAAGCGGCUGUUUUGGUUUUUUGAUUGAGUGGGUGACUAAGCAAAAUGCACCAGUUAUAAGACAAAUAUGAAAGUGCAUUAAAUAGUUGUAUGUCAGGCAUAAGAGGAGUUUUUUUGUCCUCAAAGGCCACCAUUGGUUCUUAAAUGGUAGGGGUGAGCAAGGUAGCAUUUGUAAUCUAGAGUCUGGUCUCAAGAUAUCGCUAAGUAUUUCUACACACUAUACCUUUUGUUGAUAGUAAAGUGAGAUAAAAACAGCUAAAAACAAGCUAAAUAGAAUAAGGUUAGUGGUAACUCAGCUAGCAGUCCCUCGAGAAAUGCUGCAGUUUCAGGGAAAUAAACAAGAGACAAAGAUUUGGGGCCAGUAUUGAAAAAAAUAGUGAUUAAUUUAACAAUCUUGUAAUACUGGUGCUGAUUAAUCCCUCAUCAUUGUAACUGAGGAAGUGUGAUCGUACAAGAUUGUUUUAUUAUCAACUUCAGAUUGAGUCACAGAAUUAGGGUCACUUUGAGCUUCUGUGCUUCCCUAACUUUUGUCAGCAGCACAACACAUGAAGAGGGGCUGCAGGCUGAGCUGCUGUCCACAAAAGCUCUCCCCUUUGAGCUUAAGUUAGCUUCUUUCAGUGUCAGGAUUCAGUCAGUAAUAACUGCUUGUGAGGGUUUUACUUAGAGCUGCAAGGUUUCUUCCCUUUUACAGAAGAAAAAAGAAAAGUUUAAGUAGUUUUUCAUGUAAAUCAUCUUAUUUUCAACGCUAUGUGGUGGGUUUUAUAAGUCUGUAGGGGGCUGCUAGCUGAGCUAAACUUCUUCCUUUGGAGAAAAUGGCUGGAAGGAUUUCUUGCAGCUGGGAGUGGGCAUAUUGUCAAACAUACAGUUCACAUACAGGCAGAAAGACUUACUAAUGUUUGCACUAUACCCAACUUGAAUAUAAUGUAUGAAGUAAAAGUUAUCCAGAAGUUAUCUCUGUCAUUAAAAUUUACUUUUAAUGGGGGGUCAUUUAAUCACCCGGCCAGCUUAAGUUUCAUAGUGAAAGUAGCUUUUUGCUGUUGUUGUUGCUGUUGUUAUGGUGGAAAAUAGUUGGUAAUAAAAACUUGUUUAAACUAUUUGAUCAAACAUUACAGCAGUAAACUUUUUAACCAGCUCCAGCAUCUACAUCUUUACCCUCCAGUCCUCCAAGACAGAGUCCAUGCUAAGUGCUUCCCAAUUGUUCCCGCCUGCUCACUUUGCCUCCAUUCAGGGAGUCGAGGGGUGAAUUGUAUCCUGUAUGGGUCACUAACUCACUCCGUCCACAACAAUAUUGAGUGUCAACCAACUGCAUAGUCGCAUGGCAGCCAUUUUGUGCCAAAUUGCCCCCCCCCCCAAAAAAAAAAAAAAAGGGUCUGAGGAAGCAGGGCAAAGUGUGCCAUCCCUGUUGUCUGCUUAGUUGCUUUGUUUGUGUCUCUGCUCAUUGGUGUGGUUCCUUCUGCUCUAUGUGGUUAGUGUGAUGGAAAAAUCAAUGGUGACUAGUUUGUGUUUGACUGCUUACUCUCUUGACUACUUUCUGUGGUUUGUGCUUUAAACAAACUAUCGUGGUGGGACUUUCAGAAUGAUUCAUAAUCACAUUAUCUGAUGAUCUGCAAAAUACAAAACUCAUCUGAAAUGUUGAAGUGAAGGAUUUGUGGUUUUCUCUUUUCAUUGCACUUUAGUUCCACUGUGGUGAAACAUGUUUUCAAGGGUGUAAAUCAGAUUUAUAGGAAGUGUUGAAAAACUUGAAAAUUAUUAAAAGAAUGCAGAUUUAUUCAUCAGAAAGGCAGAUUUGGAAAUAAAAACAUACUUCAGUGUGACAAAAUACAAACCUGUUUGCAAACAAAAGCUGAAAUUUGUGGUAACUGUAUAACUGUGCAGGAGUCCACCCAGUGGGGUGGACUCCUGCACAUCACAUUAAACUGUGAAACCCGCUGACCAGAUGAGUGUCUCCCAUCAAUUCUUCUGACUAGCCAUAAGUUCUGUCAUAGAUUUUUAUGUCUUUUUUUUAUUUUGGCAAGUUUAAUUUUGGGCAUAAGCCAAAAACUAAAAUACACUUAGAUACUCAAUAAUCAAGAAAAAGAACUAAAACUAAAAUACAGCUCAAAUACAGCGUAGAUACUCAAUAAUCCCAAAAAAGUAAAAAAACUAAAAUACAGUUAGAUACUCAAAUUAAGAAAUAGUACAAAAACUAAAUUACACUUAGAUACUCAAUAAUCAACAAAAAGAACUAAAACUAAAUUACACUUAGAUACUCAAUAAUCAAGAAAAAGAACUAAAACUAAAAUACAGCUCAAAUACAGCUUAGAUACUCAAUAAUCAAGAAAAGAAAAUCAGUGUAAACACAAUUGAACAGAUAAAUUAUUAGCCAAUCAGAAAAGGGGUUGACUGAGGUUAAAGCUUAUUCUGCCCACCUUUUUGGAUAAUGUACACACCGCAUAAGAAACCCUGUACUAUAUAACAUAACAAAAAUACAAUAUGACAUUAAAAUGUCUUUUAAUGUCUUGACAAUAAGAAAAUAACCAAGACAUUCCUAUCUAACCAAGUAGUAGGACAAGUCAGCCUGAGGAUUAAUCAUUGUCCCAGAUAUUGGCCUUCAUUUCAAGCUGGCUAGGUGAAAUAGCCGGACUGACUAUUCUGCUCAGAAUUGUCCUGAUUUGAACCUGUGAAGUGCACAUAUUUCUCAUAGGACUGGCUGGAGGACAUGAAGACAUUGGCAGUAGCAAAUGUCCUUUGAAAAAUUAUCAUUUAACCACAAGAAAUACAUUAACUCAGAAGCUGAUGGCCACAGGAGCUGAGUUUGCAGCCCUGAUGAAGAAUAUCAGCGAGGCAGAAGGUGUGAUGGGUCAUUAUAAGUGGGUGUAUUUGGUGCAGAGUCAGGGGUCUGAAAGCUGUGUGAGCGACAAGACUGGAUGGACUCCUGUUUGAUCUCACCUACCAAAACAAUUGACGAACAAGUUAGCGAGCAGCUAACUGGUUGUAUAUGCAAAAGUAAAAACAGGGGAACUUAACAGCUCUGCAGCUUUUGUGUGUUUGAUAAAACUACUUUGCAACUUUUACUUUCCCCACUUUGUCUUCUGUUCAGGUUUUGGUAACUACCCUGCUUCCUCAUCACACUGAUACUGUUCCAUUUCCAGGUCAAAGCCUGGCAUGUGCACUGGGGAGCAUGCACAGUACACCAUGGCCAGUUUGGGUCCAGUUGAAGCGUAUACAUGCAGAGAAAAUUAAUCUCCAGGUUCAGGGUUAUCAUGUUUGUUAGUCUGAUUAAUAGGAAUUCGAUUCAAUAAUUGUACUGACUGACUCAAACCAGUUUCCAAAGGGAUGCCCAGAUUUUGCAGCUGUACCAAGUUGCACCCCUAGAAACUGCAGGAAAUUUUCAAGAGACACCCUCCUUAGAUAGACAGAAGAUUUCAAACCGGAUAAAUGUCCCUUAAAUUAAACUGAAAGUAAGUAAAUUUAGUCAGUUUGUAACCACUUCUUUGUUGUUACCUAAGUUUCCCUUUUAGAGAUCAAUAGAAACUUAUCUAACCUUCUCUUUUUCACAAGUCACUCUGAUAAUAUUUGAGUUUGAAGUCUGUUUCUGUGCUCACCGGAUCGAGGACUGAGUGGCCUUUGCGGGAUCCUGAAAAAGAGGCUGAAUGUCUCUUCGGGCCAUGUAUCCCCAGAGCUUAAACACUGAUCAUGACUACUUACUGGUGCCACACUGUGGGUCUGAUUAACUGCAGUGAGAGAGGAGGACAACCGACCAUCACUAACCCUGUGAUGAGUGUUUUCAAUGAGCGGGGGAAUGAAGUGUGACAGUGUCCAUGUCAGUGUGUGAGGACAGAGCAAAGCUGAUAUGUGUGUGAACUGGGCGGUGUGUGUACGCUGUGACAUUGCCAUUGAUCCAGCUUAGCAAGCUGCUCAGCGAUGCAGGGGACUGACAAGGAUUUCAUUCAAGUGUUCUUGACACACAAACACACAAGUCUUUGUCUGUCUUUGUAUGUUUCCACAAAAGCAGUUUUUUAUGCUUUAUUCGUGCAGUCUCACGUUCUCUUUGAGUCUUUUCUCCUCUGAAUGAUGAGAAGUAGUUUGAAAUGACUGGUGUUAGACAAUAAUAGACAAAAUGUUUAUUAUUAGGCUGUGCAUUUUCCUCAUAAAUGAUGUUUUCAGCACUUGUGCUGAAGUGAGGGUUCCUGUACACCUGCUAUUUUUUCUUCGUUACUUAUAUUUUAGAGAAUUUUUCUAAAAUGUGAUGCACAGGAGGUAGCAAUACAUUUAAUUUCCUCCAUAUUUUGUACAGUUGAUGUUGUUUGUCAGGAAUUGACUUGUAGGGUGUUUUGGAAUCAGACAUUUUUGCCGUCUUUGUCCCUUUGGUACCAAAGUUGACCCUUGGAGGCUGUAAAGGAGGGACGGGUGCUUGCCUGAUUAGCAGUAUCAUCCAUUGUUCACCUAAGCUAUAAUAGUAAUAUUAAUAGUAAUAGAGGUAUAUCAAAAGAGGCAUCAGGAAAAGCAGCCCGCCCCAUAUUCAUAGUAAGCAAAUGAACCCCAUGCCACAUUGAAGAUGACCUAAACUUUGAGGGCAGUGUUCAAUCAUCCUAAUAGGCUUUUUUUAUUCAAACAUCUUUUUCUAAGCUGGCCAAGGCCUUUGGAGAGGUCAAGAUUUAAGGCACCACUCCAGUACUGUCUGUAUUUUCAAGAGCUGAAUGCUACAGUCAUGUCAUGGACUUUGAUUUUCACUGAUGCAUGCAGUACAAAUACAGUACAUAGUUCUCUGGUUCUCAUCAAUCCUCUUUGUGGUCUGGAGUCUUUCUGAGGGACUUGAUUGGCUGCGAGAGAUGAUUGGAAACUAACAAAAAGUUGGGAGGAGCCAAGUUGGGGCGGGCGAUUAAACAAAAAUAUCAAACCGUAAUUUUUACGAAAUUUGGGAUAUUUUGUCUGAUGAUUUAUUGUAUUGUCUCAUCCACCAGGUAUCGAUUUUUUUUAAUUAAUUGCUAAUAUGAAGUCAAAUCUAUGAUAAUGGGAAAAUAAAAUCAGUUGUUGGUCCAGUGAGGUCGGCAGAGAUGACUUCAUAGAGCAGGAGAAAGUUCGUACAACUUUCAAGGGAUCAAAUGGGAUAGACACGACAAGAGGUUUGCAAGAAGUGCUACAUAAAAAAAAUACUGAGUAAAUAAGGCAAACAAGGGUAAGACAAAUACUUAAUCAGCUAAACAGUUGAAAAAAAUAUAUUAAUCACAAUAUAUGGUAUAGCAAUACCAACUGUAUUGCAAAAUGUUUAAAGUCACAAUAAUAUCGAAUCAUGGCCCAAGUGUCAUGAAAAUAGUUAUAAGGCCACUAGUGAUUCCCACCCAAAAAGAUGAUAUUCAAAAAAGAGAUGGAAGUCUGUGUAAAUAGCUGGAAAGAGAUAAAGAACUCAUCAGCCAAUCAAGGCUGAACAUAACCAAAAAGUAGAAUAAACCUACACAGGUUAAGUCUGCUGGGGUAGCUAGUUCACCUCUCAAUAAUCACAAUUUUAUCCUGCAUGAUUCAUACCUGACAGAAGUAAGAUUUUAAUUAAUUUGCACUUGAAUUUAUUUUUGUGUGACUAGCAUGUGAGAGUUCAUUUUUCAAACAGAGUGACACGCUGUCUUUGUCUUUACCACUUUUGCAGUACACUGCAUGUGUGUAACCAAACACUGACAGACAAAGAGUCUACUGCUACGUUACUGUUAGUGUGUCACAACACAGUAAGAACUCAUAGGGAAACUUGAAACAUAAGCCUCGUAUUUUCAUAUACAGAUAUGAACUACAGAUAUUUCAGAAUUUGCGGUUCAUGGACACGUCCUAAUCCCAGCUCUGUUAUUGUGCUAUCACACACCUUUAGAGUUGAGCCUCAGGUGCAGGAGCCUGUGCUGCUCUCCAAACCUUGACCCCAGACAUAAUGUGAAUGCAAAUGAGCACUGGAGCCAAAGACAGAAGUUUAUGAAAAUGUCUCCAGCAAUUGAUUCACAGAUAAUUUUAUAACACACUCUGUCACAAAGAGACUUUUUAUUACAGUGAUAUUUCGGCAGCAGCAGCAGAGGGUCAUUCAGCUCUUUAAAUACCACUUGUUUUCAGCUUAACACAUUUGUUUUCUCUGAAUAUGAUGCUAAUGACUAAUAAGUGUGUGGGGUGGGUGUGACUGUGGGCAGCCAUGACUGAACAUCUGAUCAUGAUGUGUUUGCCCACUCCAUACAUACAUUAUGUGCUUUCUCCUUUGCUUGUUUUCUUCUAGUAUGAACAUGCUACAUGUCUGGAGAGUCAAAGAUAAUACGCCUCAGCAAAAAUACGGUUUGUUCAGUUAAAAAAACAGCUGAUUAACCUAAUAAAAUACUUACUGUUUUCUAUGUCAUCCUUCAGCUUUGUAAAAAAAAAAUUGGUUCUGAAUAGCUGUGCCAAGAGUCUUAGAGUUGAGCCCUGUUUUUAUUUCUCUUGCAGGAAAGCCCUGCCAUCCUCUCCGACCAUAAACUGAUCACCAGUUAGGCAGAGUUAUUUGUUGUUGAUAGCUGUGCCAAAGCAAUAACCAUAUCAGAUGCUGCUCCCUGAAAAUAAAAACACACUCUGUUUUCUUUCUCUGUCACACAAACACACUCAAGCUGCAUGAAAUGCUGAAAGCAUGUGUGGCAACAACUCCCUCAAUUCUGAUAUCAGAUAACCCUGAGAAACCAAAUGCUUUGGGUGUAAACUCACGCUUGACUGGCAGGCUAAAAUAGUUAGAUGGGUGAAACUUAUUCAAAUACCCUGCAUGCACAUGUUUCGCUUCAAGGCAGUGCUUGGUGUGAGUGUUAAAUGGUUGAGGAAGCUGAUCUGCUUUGCAUAAGUUCAUAGUGUGGGAGCUACUCAAGCAGUGCUUCAUGUUAUCAGUGUGUGAGAAAGUAGUGAAAUUUUAAAAGACACUAAUUCAAACAGAAGUGAGUGCAAAACAGCCAAAAGUGUGACCGUCUAGUAACCGAUAGGGUUUAAAAUCCAGGCAGUAAAGUGGGCCGCAAAUACUGCAGUUCCACAAAUGACCACUUGAGCGAAUCAAUUCCAUGUACUGUGCUCAGGUGGAAGUAGUCACUGACAUGUCAUUGCUGGUAAUAUUGUGGCAGCUCUAUGGGCAUAAAGGUCAGGUUUGUUGAUUAAAAGUGUGGACUGGAGAGGAACGGGCGUUUGGCAAACUCUUGGUCAUCAAAAUUAUUCAAGCCAAGGUCAGAUGAUACAAGACCUGCUGCUCAUGCUGGCAGUCUGAAGGGUCUGAUCUGUUGGCAUGCACCCCAAAUUGACAUCAAGCCAUUUUACCGUCAGCCAUCGUGCAUCUAGUCUGACCUACUGCAAGCCUGUUUGACUGGACUCCCUUUGUUAAAAUGCUCAACUUUUGAUGGACUUCUCUACAGCCUCAUUUCCAAAUAUAUGAAAAAUAGAAAGAAACAGGGAUAUUCUGUCGCAGCUACUCUUUACUUAGUCUCAGAAUCUGCGGAAAAUGUCACUUUGGUUUGGACUCUGUGGAGGGCAUUAGCAGAGCUUUGCACCACCAGCCUUCAGCAUCCCUAUGCAUGUAGUGGUUACAAAAUGUAGCUCUGAUGCUGUCUACAUACACCGUUUCUAAAUCAAAAUACUGCCAAACUCUGCUGCUCCAAUAGAUGCUUUCUGUGCUUGUUUGCAUACAGGUAAUUUCAAUAUAAAAACUAUCAGUUUUGUCACUGACAGUACUCUUUGCUGUAGUUACAUACUCUAAGAUGCUCUGUGUAAACAAUGUUUGUCUUUCUAGUCAAAAAAAUUGAAAAUAAUGUGCAUUUCUGGAGCUUUCAGGUGUAAAACAUGUAGAAGAAAAUGUUUAUCUUCCAAAUGAUCUCACUUAGCGUGAGUACAGAUUCAAAUGUCUCAUACUAAACUCUCGUCUCAUCUGAGUAUAAUUAAGACAUGAUUUUUAUGAGCAGCCAGCAUUUCUAAAUACUCAGUGUCCUGCAGCAGUAACUUUAAAAAAGACUUCAGCUGUUUGAUGGAGGCUGCCCAACAAUAACUCACUAGAGUGUUCGGUGUAGCCGAGGCCCAGAGCCAGCUUCUUGCCAAAAUAUAUUUUCUUCCCACAGUUAUUCCUCGUCGUAAUUUUCCUGUGGAGUUCAUGAAGUGAAGCUGUUUAAUUUGAGACUCCUCAAGAGCCAACAUUUUUUUCUAUGCAGUCCGCUGGCUCUGAGCCUGUUCAUUGAGAAUCUGUCCCACAGCUCGUGUAUGUUUGAAAAGCAAGAAAGCUGCACUCAGGCCUCUUCUGGAUGUCUCUAACUCUUCUGGAUGUCUCUAACUCUGUCAAUACUCAAACCUAAAACUAAAGGAAGUUGGAUUUUGAUCUUUGAUUGUGCUGCUGAUACCUUACAAUGUAAACAAGGUGGGCUUUUUUUAUUGGGUGUGCAUGAGCCUUGUGGUGCUCAAGCAGACACUGCGAUUUUUGCUUUGGCUGCAUUUCUCAAGGCUGAAGUUUCCGCCUUACUUUAAUUAAACACAGCCUAUGUAAGACUUAGCCUCAAAAUUUAUCCAACCUGUGCCUGUGGUUCCUCAAGCUGCUCAGUCAGCUGUGCUCGUUUACAUCCGGGUAGAGCUUGACCAUAGACAAGCAUUAAUCAGAGGUACUGCCCCAGGAAGUUUAGAUUUCUGGCCAACUAUAACAAAACAAUAUUGGUAAUUUAUUGAAUAAAUAAGUAAUUCUGAUUAGAGUGUUGAGCUAUUUCAAUAUCUGUGUGUGUAAAAUACUUUGUGAGUAAUAAAUACUGAUCAGCUGAAGUAAGCUAUGGCUAACACAUGCGGCAGCUCAGCUCACAGCCACCACCCCCCCAAACAAGUAACAUCAGAACAACUCUGUAUAAGAUCUGCAUCAUUAAGAAACUCUUUGUAUCAGAGCUACUGAGGACUUUGUGCAUUUACAAUUUUGAUUUUCCACACAGAUUGAGAUUCACAGCGCGUGUGUUUGAAGCCUUUUGAUUUUCAAUUGGAACAAAUUACACAGAGAGCAGUCUGUGAAAUUAAACAGUGGAAUUCACACUUCACCUUAAUUGAACACUGUCUGCACUUAUUGGACUCAGAGGCCCUGGCUCCUUUCUCCUGGCCCUUUUCCCUCUUUUUGAAAAGCCUCAAAAAGAAGAGGAGGUGUGUGCGUGUGCAUGUUUGUGUGUGUGUAUGCAUGUGUAUAUGUGUGUGUGUUGUAGAGAGUAGCAGGAAAGACACAGUGAAUGUUUGCGUGGAUGUGUGUAAGCAUACAUACACAGACGCACAAGCACAGAUGGCAGCUGCUCAGCGAGGCCUCUGAGUGGUAAUUACUGAGUGUGAGGCGCAUUACUUAACUCUUAGCGUUGCAGUCGGCAGGGUUUCUGUAUUGUUGUUUCUGGUGGAGACGAGGGUUGAUUUUAAAGAGACAGGCUGGUUCAGGUUAUGGGUAAAAAAAAACAAAGAAAUCUUCCUGGAAUGAAACUUUAAGUCAUAACUCACCCGCUUUUGUGAAAGUUGUUAAGAAUUUUUGAAGUUUCCAGAGGAAGCCUGAAAUGCACUUUUGAAGAUAUGAGGAAUGAUGCAGUUUAAAAGUGCAAAACAGCAGUUUUUGCUCUUUUUUCUGCUUAAGUAACUAUUCCUAUUGACAAGUAAAUCAUCUACUAACAUCCCCAUUAACAUACAGCUGUAGAUACAGCCCUGCCAAGCGCUGGCUUGUGCGUUUGUCUGGAAAGCCCAGUGCUAACUUUCUACGGGUGGAGUUCUACACUCAUGAAAAACAAAGAUAAUACUUUUUUUUUACAGAUGCACUCCUGAAAAUGUCUUUAAAAAAUGAGAAGGGUCAGCUAUUGUUGCUUUCACACACUUGUAACAAGAGGAAGUUGAAGCUGCAUUUGAUAACUUAUUUUUACCUUUGUAUCAACUUCAUGCAGAAUUAAGCUUCAGGUGGGGGGAAGAUGCCUGUGAACAGAAAAGAAGUUAGCUUGGUGGUGUGUAAAAUUUCAGCAGGUUACAUGAACAUCAGCACUAGGUGUGUCCCGAUCAAACUUUUUUACUUCUGAUAUGAUGCUGAUACUGGAGUCUUAAGUAUUGGCCGAUACCUGUACCGUUCCGAUAUUGGCACAACCUUGUGCAUGACAAGUUUUGGACUCAGCUGCGAUAUUGGAGAUUAUAUCUGCUGAUAUCGGACCGAUAUCUGAUAUUAAUAUCAGAUCGGAACAUCCCUAAUCAGCACUAACUCCUAAUGCAAGUCUGGCUAAAAUUGAGGUGAAAAAUGAGUUCAGUGCAUGCAGCCAGGGACUCGUAUACAGAAUUGUUCAAGGAAGGCUCCUUAAACUUGCAAAAAAUCUACUCAUUAAUGAGUGGCGUGAUAUAGUGCUUUUGUUUGCAGUAGUUUUAAAGCUGAUCAAGCUGAGCUGCAUUUCCUAGCUAAGUUUUUCCCAGCCAAGCAAACUACGUUAAUUUAAGAUCCAGCAAAGAUGAUAGCUGAAUGGUUUCUUGUCCAAAGUUUUCAAAGCAUUUGCACUUUGAGUACUACAAAAUUAUAAAACAGCAUAAAAUACCAGUUAGAUUUCAAGACAGAGAAUAUUAUGAGUAUAAAAUCAUGUCAAUGUGAGAAUAGAGUCGUGGUAAAGUUCCCAAGUUAUAAGACUCAAAUCAUUAUGUUUCUUAAAUAUUGUCCUAAUACUUUGUCUGGUUAUUGUCAUUUUAAUAAGACACAGAGAAAUUUCUGUGCAGUUUAAGGGGAUGGUAGUUGUGGAAGAAUUUGGGGUGUUACACUUAAUACACAGUCUGCAAUAACAAUGCUGUCAUGCUGCAGUGAUUCUGCAAUAAUUGGUAAAUUGCACUGCAGUUUUGUUCUGGUACAUCAUGAUCUGUGACGAGGUCAUGGAGACAAAAUGUUUCUAAAAUAAUAAAAAAAAAUUAAAGAAAUUGGUCCACAUGGAUUAAAUCAUUUUAAUGUUUGAGGUUAGACUUUCUCAUUUCAUGAACUUUUGAAUCUUCAUAGCUGAUCCUGGGUCAAGUUCAAUCAUGACUUAAAGAAACAAAAAUCAUGAAUGUUAUCAAACUAACUAUUGUCAGUGUUAAAUAUGUGAGGAACCACCAUGUUGCACAUCUAAUCUACAGUACGAACUUGAUUUCUUUCCCAGAUCUCCUACCAUGGCAGCGGAGAGGGAGGGGAGAGUGAUGACUCAGAGGGGGAGAACCAGGAGCUUGCACAGAUUGACAGAGGUGAGUCCCCCCUGAGACCACCAAUGAUGGUGGGCCUCGACACUUAUUGAUUCUCACGCACUGUAAUCAGAUGUUUCCAGUCGACAGAUGGCUGCUGAUGAGAGCACUUGCACUUUUCUUGUUGUAACUUUGUCUUCACCUUCGUGUCUGAUCUGGUUUCCUGGUUAUUGACUUCUGUAGAGAGACGGAGAAAUUGUGCCCUCACCCCCUUGGCCACCAGCCAGCAGCACAACCAGGGUCCCCUCUCUCCAGCUCGGUUACGUCGCCUCCGCCUCCUUUUAGAUGCCAAUCUGGACCGCCACUCUUCAGAGGAGGAGCUGGAGCGGAUCAGCUGUGGUGACAACAGAAAGUGGGUGUCAGCUCUUCCCCAGCGGCACGGUGACCACCACAGCAGCGCCUCCAGUGACGAGGAGGUGCGGGACCUCUGUGGCUGUGGGUCGCCUGUUGCGUCAGCCAGGCCGCUGAUUGAGCCUGGUGCUUGCUUGGCUGCCUCCCCCAGCCCUGUGCUCUUCAGCUCCAGUCCACCACGUAGCCUCAAGCCGCCCCCCAUGAGGUUUCAGCUUCAGGUGGUGCAGCCAGUCACACGGCCCAUCAUUUUAACCCAUUUUGACCAGUCAGCACCUUACAGAAAGUAUCGGCACAGUUACAGCGGAGAGCCUGGGAGGCCCAGUCUGGACUUAGAGAAAAUGCAACAGGUUAGUGGUCCAAGCCUUGUCAAAUACCUCAAGAGCUCUUUCUUUGUGGAAGAAACCUGAGCCAAAAUGCUGUCUGAGUUAAAGGAUUAUCUGUCAGGCAGAUUAUCACAAUUUUGGUGAACUUAAUGUUCAGUUUUCUAUUGUGUAAAAAAAUUCAGCUGCAGCCAGAAAUGAAAUGAACACUGCAGUGUGUCAAAGUUACCCACUGCAUUUGUUUUUGUAUAACAUCAUUUACCAUGAGACUCACCAACAUAAAAACAGACCAUACACAGUCAUACAUUGUGCAAUACACAAUGAAAUGUGUGAAGUAUCUGCCUAACUGAGGUAUGUACACAUUUUCAUUAUGGAGAGUGACUUAAAAACACAAAAACUUUCAGAGUAGAAAAAACUGUGAGAAAAGAUAUCGACAUCAAGCUUAUUUCUUUCACUUUAUAACCUGGGACUAUUGGGAGGUGUCAAAUUGAUCAAAAUGAUGUUAGAAUUGAUAUUUAAGACUGGCCGGUUACUGUUUUAGUAACAAUAUGCUGUUGUUAAGGAUGGAAAAAUUAUUUUAAGUAAAAGUACAUGUCAGUGGAAGUGAAGGUACAGAGCUCAAAUCUAACUUAUUCUAAUCUAACCUUAUUAUCACUCAUCAGCAGUAUCACUGAUGCAACUGCCUGCAGUGUCUGCAAACAUUACUGUCUUCAUCAACCACGUGGACAGUCUACCUCUGAUAUCAAGUGUUAUAUCUACUCCAGUAGGGUGCUUAGUCAGCAGAUGCCAAAUGGACUAAAAUGGCUUCAGUGUAGUUCUGGGGCCAAGAUAUAGGACCAAAGUGAAGGUGAUAUUUUUCCCCAUUGUCAAUAUUUUUAAAAUGUGUCCAAUUCAAAAGCAAAGAUCCCUUGAAGGUCUGUCACAGUGUACCAGUAUAGAUGACAAUCAUCUUUUCAUGCUGCAGGCCGCAUGCCAUAAAAUAGAGGAUAGAAGAAGUAACAUUCCGAAGCAAAGCCCUUAGAAAUCUACUCAGGCAAAUUAAUAACUUUUAUAACACAUUAGUCGAUUGUGCACAAAGAAAAACUGUAGCUGGAUUAAGUGUUGCAUGAUGAUACCUGUGGAGUCAUAAUGGUUAAAGCUCUGAAGUUCUUACAGCUGUAAAUGUGGUGAGCUUAGACGCUGGAGUAAUUGGAAUUACUUAGGGGAAGUUACAGGACACUUUACUGGUCCUUUGGUUGCUCCUCAGUUAAAGCAGAGUCUGUUCUUCUCUCCAGAAUGACCCUAACAUUACUGUUUCAUAACAUGUUAAAGUACAUCACACUUAUUCUCUUUGUAUUUGGAUAAGUUAUGAUGUGAUUUGAUUUAGGAUUUGUCUGCAGCAGUAUUCGUAUUUAUUAGUACCAAAUAGCAGAUGAGCCUCACACUCCCCCCACCUUAAAAAAAACUCAAUGAGGCAGAGGAUUUGAUCCAAAAAUACAAUCAUGUCCCUGCAGUCUAACUGACUAUCCUGCACACACUCUGAAACGUGCACGCUCGCACGAGCAAACAAAGUCUUCCUCUCCAUAGCCGGACGCUCGCCACCUCGGUGGUCUGGCUGGAGAGAGAUGAAGGAGAGGGAGGCACGGACGGCAGAUGUCCGCCCUCGUUUCUGACAAAGGCUGGCAAGCGAGGGGAAACGAUGGAGGGGUGGAGGCAGAAGGAGAGGAUUAAAUAAACAACAGAAAAACGACAGCCACUAAUGAGUCAUGGAGAAGCUGGUCCACUAAUCAUUAAAAUCCAAUAGACUUGUUGGCCCACACUAUGGAUGGGAAAGGGUGUGUGUGUUAUCUAUGUGUGUGUGUGUGUGAGUGUGUGUGUGUGUGAUUGCAGAGAGAGGAGCUGCAGGUUUCAGGGGUCCAUAUGUCCAUGGGGUUUUUAGAGGGAAAGAACAGAUGAUGAGAGACAGCGGGCAGCGAUGAGAGGGGUGAGGAGAAAAAAUAGUGGAGGAGAGAGCGUGUGUGUGUGUGUGUGUGUGUGUGUGUGUGUGUGUGUGUGUGUGUGUGUGUGUGCGGCUGGGGUACGCGUCCAUCAUCCUGCCUGUCUUUUUGUGUCUGCAUGUGUGCAUCCUCCUGUCUGUGAGUUUGUUGCUGUAUGAGUGUGUGUGUGUGUGUGUGUGUGUGUGUGUGUGUGUGUGUGUGUGUGUGUGUGUGUGUGUGUGUGUGUGUGUGUGUGCACUCAGUCAAGUGGAAUGGGAGGUGCUGUAGGGAAUACAAUAGGGGGCCUACAGAGGUAGUCUGCAGACACAGCUCUCGUCUCCUAUUAACCCUUAGCUGGACAACUUCCAUUCAUGAAGUCUGCCUCAACCCCGAAACCAUCAGCAUGUAAUGUCUUUCACACGUGUUGUUCUGGAGUUUACAUCCCAUAAAGAAAUAUGUCUGUGCUGGUCCUCUGAAGGGAUAUUCAAAGGUGUUGAAAUCAGAUCUCACUGUUUUGGAGACCAAUGCAGGCUUAAAAGGAACAACACAGUGAAACCAAGAGCAGUAUCUUGGAUUUCUGUUUGUUAGAAUAAAAGUUAUUCACUCUUAAAGGUGCAGUGAGUAGAAGUGCAGUGAGUGCAUCUAGAAAAUGGGAUACUGACAAGCUAGUAAUAAAAGCAGUUUUGUGUCAAGUGAGUGGCUUUGCAAAAUGCAAAAAUUGCGCCACUUUAGGGAUGAAGAAGUGUAAGAAAGUGUCUGUUUUUGAUGGUAAGAACUCAAAAACGUCUUGUCUUUGAAGAAAGUGUUUCAUCAGGAUGACCGAAGUGUUGAUUUGCCUUGCCUACAUUAAUAAAAAGGAGAUAAAUAUUCUUCCUAAUUUAUGAAUACAUCUUCUGUUUAAAGAAAAGUCAAAACUUGGAUUAAAACAACACUGAUCCUGUCUCAAGUGAGUGAGUGUCAUUCAGGUCUACGGAUUCCCUGUGUGACCUACAUUAGAUUGAUGUUAUGUCUCACAAUUAUCCCCAAGAAGGGGUAAAAAGGUUUGAGGUUGUUUUCUUUUAGUCUCUCUCAUGAAUAUAAAUGCUCAGAUGAGGCAGUGUGGCUCUUUUUAGCUUGACUUUUUUAACAGAACAGUUUGUGAGGCAGAUAUGAUGAUAAUAAUAAUAACUUUAUUUAUAUAGCACUUUAAAAAACAAGAGUUUACAAAGUGCUUUAACAUGCAGGAAAACAAAGAAAGAUAAAAACAUCGGAACAACAACAAGAGAGCACUUGGGGUGGAAAAAAAACAUGACAAGACUAAAAACCCAGACUACAUGUCCUAAUCUGACAUUAUUGACAAUAAAGAAAUAAAAUAAAAAUAAAAAUCAGUGGAAGACAUAAAAGCUUGUCGUGAGUGUCACAUGAAAUGAGACGUCAUUAAAAUGAAGACAUUAAAAACAAAGACAUCAUAAGAACCCGUGAUAACCCGCCAACACAGGAACCCAACCACAAAAACCUGAGACCAAAAAAACAAAGUUUUACCCCUCUGUGUACAAACCUGUUCAUUGUGAUGUCCCUAGUUUGAUUCCUUUCUUAUAUCAGGCUUCAAAACUUAAAGUACGACUUGUUUUGAACAUGUCUAUGCCUUUAAUCAAACAGGUUAGACUUAUAACUGGUAACGGUUGAUUAUCGGUACCAAUAGUUGGCAUUUGACCGAUUAUCUGUUUCAGCCUUUAGUUUCAUAGAUGGAUGAUAAAAUGGAUCAUUAAAAAAGUGCACUUCUUUGUUCUCCACAGUUGGUGUGUCUUUCCCCCUGGGUGUGUUUUAUUGCACCACUUUGUCACAUGUAAUGUCCCGCCCACAACAUCAUCUGAUGGCUAGACCUCACACAGCCAUAUGAUGAAACUGCACUGCUGGUGAAACUGGUUGUCUGUUGACUCCUGUAUCAGGUGGUGAAAGUUUCAGCUCUGUUUAAACAUUUGCCAAAAGUAUUACAUGAAUUGGAGUUUUUCAUGUUCCAAAUUUUUAAUUUUGAUGGAAGGAUUUUCAUUUUUGGAGUCAAGGCGUGUCGGUCCCAGAUAUUGAUCAUCAGUCUCAUGAUCCCUUAUUUAGGCCUCAAUGAAACAAUACCGAUCAACCUCUACCAUGAAUAUUAAAUAUUGAAAGUUCAGCUUAUUGUAAACGAGAGCUGAGCUUAAUUUUAAAAAAAUCUCAGUUGUAGUAUAAAUAUAUGACUGUGACAUUUGGCCCACAUUAUUUUUUUUCUUUGAAAGAUUUUAAGAAAUAUGGCAAUAUUCUUAAAAUUAAUUAUUUCGGCUUUAUUCUCUUAACAGUGUGACUUUAUCAUAGCUUUGUUCUCAUAGUUACACUGAACAAAAAUAUAGAUGCAAAUAUAAACACAACUCUUUUGUUUUUGCUCCUGUUUUUCAUGAGCUAAACUUAAAUCUAAGACUUUUUCUCUGUACACAAAAGACCUAUUUCUCUUAUAUAUUGUUGACAAAUUGUCUAAAUGUGUGUUAGUGAACACUUCUCCUUUGCUGAGAUAAUCCAUUUACCUCACAGGUGUGGCAUAUCAAGAUGCUGAUUAGACAGCAUGAUUAUUGCACAGGUGUGCCUUAGACUGGCCACAAUAAGAGUUAAGCUCAAUAAAAAUGGGAGCAAAAACAAAGGUGUUGGGUUUAUACUUUUGUUCAGUGUAUAUCUCAAAACAUUUUUGUUCAACGUUUUCUUGGAACACAAUCGCUUUUAUCUUUAAAUCUCAAUUUUAUUCUUAUGUGGUCAUAAUACUCCAUCAUGAAUAGACUGCUGUGUACUCAUUUAUUUGUAAUUGAUUAACUUUAAUUUGACCAGAAAUGCUUCCAUUUUAAGGAAGUUUUGGCCUAGUCAGCAGCAAAAAUAGUUUCACAUGCAAAACAAAACAACAGACAAACUUCAGCAUCUAAAAAGAGUGUAAAUACUGAGACAUUAACAAUAAAGACAUUAGCUUUUACCAAGAACUGUCUUGUUAUCCCGCGUACAUGAUUUAAGGAUUAUUUUUGUUUUUCAGCGUGUGCUGUCACAUGAGGUGGAACAAAGUUUUGCCCUCAGGUCCCUGUUAAAGCAAAAUAAGGAUGCAUGUGAGAAAAACAACAACAAACAAAGCCAUUAAAAAAGCAAGAUUAGACAAACACAACAGCAUUAUACACUGGAAAGUAGUAUAAUUAACUAAAACUACGACAGCUAACUUCAUUUAAGCAUGAGCCAGCAUGCUCUUAACCUGCUAAAAUAAAACACUUCUCAGAGUAUCAUUGAGAAAACGUACUCUUUUCACUAAACUCAGACAAAAGAGUUAGCCUGCUGGCAAGUCAGGACCUGUUGGAUGUGAGUGUGUGUGGUUUAGGAGGAGAGGGGAGUUUGGUAGGGCUUUAGGAUGAAAGAUAAACUUUAUUCAUCGUAAUAAAUAGUAUAAAAUGCUCCUAAAGAAGAGUUAAGUGGGUUAAGACAUGCCAAGCAGUGUUUAAAAUCAUUUAAGAUGAGUCACUUCAUAAACAAACAGAUUAAAAAAAAAAGUUAUGUGAGGCUGGGUUACAAAAGCAAAACUGCGUUUCUCGUGAAGUGUCCAGUUUUUUUGCAGCCACAUAGACCGCAGUAUCACAGAUGAGAAAGAAAAGAUAAGAGCCAGCAGGAGGUGAGCAUUAGGGCAAGUGCACCCCAGCUCUGCCUCAUCACAGCAGCAGGAGUCUUGUGUUUCCUUUCUUUCCUGUGCUCCCUUCCCCCUUAGAAAGCUACCUCCCCGACUCCAGACAAUUCCAUGAUUGUGUGGUCCCUCCACCCCCACUGUUUUUUUUUUUUUUUUUCAGAAUAGUGGAGUUGCGUGGACAUGGAGGGGAGUGGGAGACAGGAUAUUGCAUAAGCCUCAUUGACCGACUGUUUAGUUUAGUGAGACAGCUGGAUUGGUCUCACUUCCUCUUGGUUUUUGUCACGUCAGAUUUUGCUGCUGUAAUCCCAGACCAACUGUUUUAAAAUAGACACAUUUUAGAGAUGUUUGCAGUGAAUGUAUCCUGAUUAAAAUGCACUUAAGUACCUUCUCUAUUUAGCCUGUAAAAUUUAGCAGAUUGUACAAGAUGCAGUGCACACAUUUCACUACAAUCAACAUUUACAUAUUCUGAAUCUGCAGGAAACACAUUGACAAUAAGAAAAUGACACUCAAAUGCAAUUACAAAACAGCUUUUGUGGCCUCAAAAAACAAACAAUGCACUUUAAAACAAUGAAAUUCUGAACAUAGCAAGCUGAAGCUGCAGGAACUGAUAGCUCAAUUGAUAAAGAUUAUUUAUAAAACCUUGAAAAAUUUUCCAAAUGUGCAGGGAAUGCAACUCAUACUCCAUGUUUUGCCUGUCAUUGUCAUACAUUUUCCAUAGCUGUCGAUGUGUAUUUCAUUGUGCAUCAUCACCCCUUUCUCCACAGAAAAUGCUGCUGAAAAAGAACUGUGGAGGGAAAACACGGACUAUAAAGAUUCGGGUGAGUUCAUUUUCACUCCAGUUUCCACAGUUAACAGUCCAAUCCCCCAUGUUUGAUUCUGGUUUAGGAGUGCACACGUUUCAUUAUAUGUCAAAAAGAAAAGUUGGUUUAACUAUAAUCCACUUACACAGAUGUGUGCAGAAAGCCAUGCCUUAUAUGGAGACCUGUGAUAGGGGUUGUAGUAGAUCAGGCUGCUCAUUACAGCAGCGAUAAGGUUGCAGGGUUGCUCGGCCUCCCAUGAACAGCCCGGUCUGUCCCAUCGCCAGCACCUUGAUGUCUAUCCAACUGCACACUGGGACAGCAUCUGGCUACAGCAUUUGUUCCCAAGCUCUGCUAGCAACAGUUCCUGAGAUGCCUGAGAAUCUGACAAAACUGUGUGUAAAUGGAGGAUAUGGAAAAAGGCUUUCAGUUAUUUUAUCGGUAUCUUUAUCCGAACAUUUUCAUGAUACUGCUGCCUGUUUGAUAAGAUAUUUAAGAAAACAAUUAGUGAUGCAGUUUCACUUUUCUGUAUCUUUAAACUUUAGCAGGCUUAGGCAAAUGGAGGCUGUUUUUUUAGCUUGUUUUUUUUCCAUGUCCUCAUGAUAAUGACCGCAUUGAUUUUUAUCCUGUCAAAGGCGCAGUCGAUGUUCUCUAAGAUGAAAAGUGGGGGACUUCUCCAAAUAUAUAAAGGAUAACAGUGCUAUUAAUAAUGACUACAGACUUUUCUUUUAUGUUCUGCCAUCAACACUGAAUUUUCAAGUUUUCACUAUUUGUUGGAUUUUCUUUUGGGUGGUGUCGUGUAUCCCUUUUACAGAUAUUUCGAUUGUAGCAGAGAGUGGGCAGGGAGUGUCUUACUUGGCAAAUUUGUACUUGCACACGCGCAUGACAAGACUAGGUCUUGACUAGGUGCAGGACUCGAUCAGGCUUGGUGCUGUUGGAGUAAGUUUGGGUCAAAGAGUCAAAGCUAAAAGAUUUCAGAGAUAUGGUAGGCUUGGUUUACAUUGGAGGGGUUAUCUAAAAGAAGGCGACUUGAUACAGUUUGAAAGAGCUGAACCGUGUGAGUUUGAAUGUGAGGCUCACAGGCUGAAAACUGCAGGACAAAUGAUUGUUUUUAAGUUUGAAACCACUUCAAAUAUUGAGAAUCAUCAUGUCUUAAGUUUGUCCUUCUUGUUAUUAUAUUCAUCAUGAUCCUCCAAGGGACUUUCGUGUUGUCCAGCCAUUGCAGCAUCAUAGUGCGACUGCAGAUCAUUAUUGACUGCAGAAAAAUGUGGCCCCCCCACACACCACUUUUUUUUGUUUGCAUUUUUUAUCUCCCUCAACAACUUCAAACAGCCGAGCUUUCCUCUCGUCCCAUUAGUCCACAUUUACUCACCUAAAUAGCUCACACAAGGUAUUUUCCCAAGACCAUGUCCUGUCUGAUCUCCCUGUAAGGUGGUUUUUCAAAACGCCGUCUCCAGUAAUCAUCCUCCAGCUCACUCAGGCUCUGGUAACUGUGUACGGGGUGAUUCUGUUUGUAGUGGUUAAGGGAAGCAUGUUGGAGAGGCGGCUGGAACAAGCCUGGGCAUCUUGGCACGGAGCAUUAUACUCCAGAAGGAUGCACAGUGUGGUGAGAAAAGUGACGUUAUUAUCACGUUGUGUGGGCUAAGUGUCAGUGGAACCUGAUCGCACUCUUGUUUAUGUACACACACACACACACACACACACACACUAACUGCAGCAGCCUGUAAGUUUGCUUCAGCUCUCCAUAUAGGUAUGCAUCAUUGGUAUAAAUGCAGAAAAAAAAAAAAAAAACUGUGAACAAUCUUUGAGAGUAGUUUAGGACGAACGAGUGAGCUGUGAUGAGCGAUGGAGCUGAAGAGGAGGAAGAGGAGGUGGAGUGUUGUGAGCGGUUCCCUUGUGGUGUAUUUCCAGGGAUGAAGUCAUUUUCCGUUUAUAGCCUCGGCCGGCUGCUAUCUGUUCAACUCCGCUGAUACAUAGAGAUAUUGCUCAUUAUCCUCUGUCCUCGCUGGCGUAGUUGGUAGUGUUGUUGUCCCUGUCUGUGACGUCUGUGGGUUUUGAGAGUUUUCCAGCUCAGAGAGAGUUCCUGAAGCGAGUACACAGCGAGUUUGAGGAUUGAUGAGCCAUUUGGAGGCUUGUGUCCACUCUUUGAGCCACUCACACUAUGCCGCCAUCUAUCCAAAUCUUUCUCUGUUCCCUCUUUCACUCUCAGCUCCUCAGUUUCCUGGCCAGGGUCCAGAAGAGACACUGGAUCUGGAUGAGGGCCCCAGCUCUGAGCCUUGAUUCAAGCUUGAGAGUUGUUACAGGAGUUGGGGAGGUCGGUGAUCUCAGUUGUGUGUGUAUGUUGAAGCAGUAGGAAAACACAGCUUUGGCCUCUGCGGAGGCCUCCCUCCUCUCCUCAUGGGUCUGGGGGUGAAAGGAGAGUGGGGGUGGUGGAGUGAUGAGAGCUCCCCAGGCUGCAGCAGGCACAGAGUGAUGGCAUCUGGUUUCAGCCACUGUAAAAGAAUAGGCAGAGAAAAGAUGAAGAUUGAUCGAGGUGAAGGAGAGGGUGCAGUUAUGGAGGGCUGGGAAAGAUGGAAAUGAAGGAAAAAGCACAAGUUCCUCUUUGACUCCGUUUGAACCCAACAAAACUGGCAAUAAAUAUUUGGAGGAUGAGCUCAUUUGCUUUUAAUGCAAAGUAGGAUGAGGAUACUGUUAUAACCCUGGUGUCGUACUGUUAAAUAUGACACUGACAAAUAGACUAAAAGGACUGAACCCGACUCAAAGCACCUUGACACUGGACAACGCAUUCACACCACAGUCAUACACUGACAGUGGAGGCUGCUCAGAGCCCAUCAGCAUUAGAUAUUCAGAUUCCCAGUCUCAUGGAUUCACACACCACUGGAAGCAAUUUUGAGUUCAGUGUCUUGCCCAAGGACACUUCUUGCACAGGACUGCAGGAUCAAACCAUUAACCUUCCAGAUGAAAGACAGCUGACUGGGACAUUAAUCCACAGCUGUGUACGGUUAUAAAGGAAAUUUGGAUUUCUACAAGAACAAACAGUCUUGGGCAGGUAUACAGUUGGAAUUAUUAUUCAAUGAUUGGACCUGGAUAAAAGAUGUUUUUUUAAUUUAUUGAAAUACAGCUAAAAAUAUAAGUGGGAUCAUCCUUUAAUAUUUGGGAUUUGAUAAUUUAACAUUCUAGGGUAGAUGCUGUUGAAUAUAACCAGGGGUGUCCCGAUACGAUAUUGAUAUCGGUCUGAUAUCAGCAAAAAAACGAAUAUCAGCCUAUAUCGGCCUGCAUCUAAAAUCUCCAAUAUCAGCACUCCGAUACAUGCAGUCCAUUCCAGACUCCGCUCCAGCACCUCCAUCUAGCAGAGCCCACAAAAUCACAACAACAGUGUGUACUAAGGUACUAACAAAGUAGCAAGGCGUAGGAGUGAUGUUGGCCUUGUGGCAGUAUUUUUUUGUCCGAAAAAAGACAUUGCAGCUGAGUGAAAAACUUUUGCACAAUUUUGUGCCAAUAUCGGAUCAAUAUCAGCCUCAGUUAAUAUUGAAGGCUACAAUAUCGUUAUUGUAUCGGAAGUCAAAAAGUUGUAUCAAGACACCCCCAAAUAAAACCGAACUUUUAUAACAUGGGUGCAAACAGGAGAACACUGACUUACCAUAAAAUCCACUCACUCUGUGAGACCAGCAGCAGUAACCCCCUUAAUACAACAUUUCACCAGGAAUCAUACUUGACUUUUCAACAAAAGGCCUUAUCUUGUCACUGUCAAAGUAGAAAUGUUGUCAACACUUUGUACAGUGUUUUUAAUACUACGCCUAAAUUGAAUGGUCGUCAAUCCGUGCACCGACACCUUUUUUCCUAAGAGUUAAGAAAUGCAUUUAACAGAGUGGUGUCAACCCAGUGUGGAAACUCUGCAAUCACGCCAACUGGGCCUUAAACUAAUUAUCAACAGGACCACAUUUCUGACUUGUCUCCAUCCGUCUUGAAGGGCGCUUUUGUUUAACAACUUCAGCUGGUAUCACAGUUGCUUUUGAUGUCUGCACAAACAGAGCCGUGUACUUCAGGGCCCUGUACUCUGUUUGACCCUCUGAGGCCCUAAAUGUCCAUCAUAGUGCAGAUGUGACCACAGGGAAACUCUGGGGGGGAUUACAAAACCGGACAGGGAGCCGUCCUGAUGUACGACUCCCCCUCAGUUGGACGAACUGCAGCUACCAUAUGGAGAACAUUUUAAGACAGUCCUCAUCUAUCAAGUUUGGACUGUAGUUUGUUUUCCCACCUCUGACUUGCUUCUUGUUUGUGCAAAUAUUGAUGCAUGAAACCAAGGGUAGUUUCCAGGUUUGUGGAUAAAACAGCUCUCAGCAGUGUUGGGAAUUGUUGCCGCGUUACCACAGCACAGUCGUCAGAACUGAAUCCCUCAAGAUGUUAGCUGAAGUCAUAGUAACACCUGUAGCCUCAAAUGCUUUGUUAAUGGGGCCUUCUUUCAUACGCCAUGAUGUCAGCGGGUACUUUCCAGUAGCAGCCACAAGGAUGCAUCUCUCUUAGUUCCCACAGAGGUGUUGGGUAAUGGUUGUCAAUGAGAACCUACAAGCUACUCAUAUAAACACACACUCGAGUUUUUCCAUUGGAUCAGCAUUGCCUAAUUAAAGUGAAUCCGUCUCAAGGUCUUAAUCUUUCUCAGUCCACCUUCUCACAAACUUCGCUCCCCCUCAGCAGGGCUCUGGAGAAAGUGCUGCCUCACUGCCAAGUCCAACAAAGUCAUUUCCUGUCGUUUCCUGUUGGGAGGAAAAUGACCAGGGCUAAUUUUAGACUGAGUUUCUGCCCAGAUGACAAUGAAUGUGCGUGUGGGGGGGCUGCUUUUUAAUGGGAAAAAAACUCUUAUGACACUGAAACAAACAAAGUGAAAAUGUUUUAAUGAGGUGUGGUCUCUCUCCUACAGCUGUCAGCCCCAUUUUCUCGCAGUCUUAUAACACAGCCAGACUUUAAUGCUGUUAAAGAAAGUCACCAUUGACGUGAACUGACCAAUUAUACCAUAACUCAAGGACAGCAGGUAAUCCCUGCCAUUUCCACCUGACAAAGCUGGAUUAACCCUCCGUCUGACAGGUCUGUAGCUCAGCAGGACCACUCACUGUGUUUGGCAGCUACAACUUUAAGUUAGAAGGAAAAUGGGUCAUCAUUUUAAACAUGCUCAAAGUCCCUGCACUUCUUAAAUACUCAUUUUGCUGUCCCUUUUGUCCUUGCUAUCAUUUCCAUAUAAGUAUGUUUAUAUCUUUGUAGCAUCACCUGUUUGGAAUGAGCCUUAGUGAUGUUGUCAGCUGUUAUCUUUCUGAAGUGAUGUUAUGAAGCUGCAUACUUGAAAGUCCAACUCCAACUGUCAUUCCUUGCAUCUAAAAACAAGUAUAGAGAUAAAGUCUUGCCCUGUUUUUUUCUCUAUGAAUGGGUCUUUUUAAAUGAUUAUGGAUGUGGUUUCUUACGUGUCUGCAGCCAGCCUCUAGUGGACGCUUAGGGAACUGCAGUUGUAGCAUUGCUGCAUUUUUUUGUCUAGACUGGAGUUUGCAGCUUGUUCUCAACCACAAAAAAGUUUCUUUUUCUUAUCUGGACUUUGGUAUUAGCUGAUAUCCAGUACCUCUCUGUUUCCAGUGUGAUAAAAGGAUUAUACGACCAUUAACAGGACAGCUUUUUACAUGUAAGCUAAACUACUGACCCUGCAUGGAUCUGGUAAUGAUUUCAAUUGUUGAUCAGUCUGGUUUACGACACUUUGGGGAUCUUGACUUCAAAUCAUAAACUUAAUAAAGAAGGAUGUGAUCUCAGUGAGGUUACUUAUUGGUUUCUGGAGUGGGGCCACUUUUUUGACGCAGGAGAAAGCCAGAUUUCUUACAAGAGUUCUGUUUAGCGAUUUCAACUGUUUUAAACUUUAAACAGCUUAAAUUUUUCAAUAUGAAAGAACUGGUUUCUGACAUGUUCAUGGAUGCCUUAUUCAAGAUAGUGUCACGUGAUCACUUGCCUCACACUGGUACUUUUUGGACUCCUUAACCGUACUUGACAAUAGACCAAAUUUUGUAGAAAGGUGGGUGACUUAUAAGAUGGAUUACUUUUGGUGGCGCUGGGACAACUCCAGUACUGAGACACCUCGUUGAAACUCUGACCGUUUGUCUUUGUCUUUCUGUGUCUCCAGAAUCUGACAGGCAGCCGUCCUCCGCCCAGGUACACCUAUGAUCCAUCCAUCUUCGCCUUCCGCUCUCUGAGCACAGUCCCCCCCUGCAGCCCCCUGACCCCGUCUGAGGAUCCUCCCUGCUCAUAAGAAAGACCCAUCGACUGCCAGAUAAUCUCCCCUUCCUCCUUUUGACCCCCAGAUGGCUGCUUUUUUUCCGGCUUCUGCAGCAAGACCAAGAAGUGACUGUUAGACUGCUCAAAAUGUUGUUUUUGUUUGAAGUUGGAAUUUUUGCACACUCAGGUAAUCCUGCUCUGUCACUCUUGAUUAUAGCUCUCCAUAAAAACGAAACAAAGAACUUUUGGAAAGUAAAAUUACCUGAACACCACAUUUUAAAAGGACUCUUCAGGUUUUACCUACAUGUUUCUGAAAGGGGUGCUGUGAUUGGAGGAAAAGUAAAUAAGAAACCUGGACAAAAGUUGGCUCAAAAGGGACUAGGCCAACAGGUUUUUGAGACCUGGAUUUAUUCUGUGUUGGAUCAAUAUUCAAGGGAAAAAAAAUGCAUGUAAGACAAUCAAAUGGUUCCAAGGUUUCCUUCUUUGGUGUGAUUACUGGAAAUCCUGUCAGGUUCUUGGUAACUUUAUACUCUAAACAUGGCAAGGUGAGUCAGCUGAUAUCCUGUUAUUGUGGAGAUGAACGUAGACUGUCUGGUCAAACAACUUCUUUCAAACGUGUCAUUGAAUAUGCAGGUCAUGAGGAGCUAUAACAAACAUGUAUGACAUGUAUGUAGUUGAAUAGACCUUUGAUGAUGUGUGUCUCUUUAUGAACUUGUCACUUUUAGUCCAGGUCAGAGUUAAGUUCUUGUAUCCUCUUUCCUUGCAUGAGUUCCACUGCUUUGCAGAAAGAGAGGUAUGCGGAAAUAACGAACGUUUCAGAAUAGUUUGCUGCACAUUUGGCAAGUGUAACCGGUGCUAUGGACUUCAUAGCCGACUUGUAGUGUGCCAUUUUUUUUCUUCCAAUAUUGUACCUCAUUACUUUCUAGGUAGAAGAGGACCACUGGUGUAUCAGAGACAUCCCAGUGUUUUCUAAAGAUCUCUUUAUGCCUUGAAAUCACAUUCCUGUUGCGUUGAAUGAAACUUGAGGGAGUUCUGGGCUCUUCCUAUGAGCCCAUCAGUUGAUUUAACACAAUGUCACCACUGUAACUAAGAUUUUGCUGAAGUGAAUGUAACAUUGUGACAAGUUGGAGUCCAUUGUUGCACAAAAUGAAUCAAUAAAUGCCCUGUGGCCUCUUGUUGAGGAGGUGAUUGUUAUUUCAAUCAGUCUACCGUAUAAACUGUAACACAGGUGAGCCUAGUGUGCGGGGUGUUUCACUACCUUUGACCUCUUUGUUUUGGUUUUAUGUCCCUCAUUUCUUCUCUUUGAUUCACCGCCACAACCAGAUUUCCUUGUGUGUUAGCUGUCAAAGGGGAGGUCCACAGCCAUUUCUAUUACUCAAGAUGAGUUUCGACCUGAAGAGGAAACUCGUCUUCCCUUAUGCCGUGGUGGCAACCUCCCUCCGACCAGAUAUGGUCCUCCUAUCCAGGAGCACCAAAACCAUCAUUGUGGCAGAACUUACCGUGCCCUGGGAGGAGAGGCUAGCCACGUCCCACCAUCUGAAGAAAGCCAAGUACCAGGAUCUGUUUGAAAAAGCAGCUCUAAAAGGGUGGCAGGCAACCAUUUUUCCUAUUGAGGUUGGCUGCCAUAGGUUCCAAGAAAAAUCGGUGCGCUACUUCCUCCAGAGAGUCGGUUUGGAGUCCAAACAGCUAAAGAAAGCCACCAGGGAAAAAGCUACGAAGGCAGAGUCUAGCUCAGGAAUGGUUGUGGCUGAAGAGGGCCCAAAGUUGGAACCCUUCUGCAGGCAAAGGCUAACCGGCCUCCGCAGCCCCACUUAGGCGAGGUGUACAGGUUAGGGGGUGAAACACCUGUGACCCUGUGAUACCUGCUGAUGAUGCACAAGGGUUCCCAACAAAACAGGCGAGCCAAGGAACGCUAGUAAGGAUCCAGUCUAUGUAGUCUGUAGUUAAUGCUUGUAGCUUAGCAUCUUUGAUGUUUAUCUCACUAGUCUGAUCAUUUACUGCAUCUGUUGCUUAAAACUGUGUCAAACUGUGUCAGACAGAACUAUCAAAUUUACGAUACAAUACUUCAGAGUGCUGGGUAAAAGUCAAGUCGAUUCGUAUAUCAUGGACUUUUAUUUGCUGAUCAGCUGCUUUAGGAGGAGGAAUACAAUUUUGUGAAAACAAAUGGGCUUCCUAACAACAAAGUGAGGAACAUUUUCUGAAGACAGCCAAGCCUAACUCUAAAAUUUGACUGGCCUCUAUGAAAUCCUGAACUGUGAUUGGCUAUUUGCCAUUCAACACUUAUGUUGAAAUCUGCUAUUUGGGUCGUGUUCAGUAGGUGUCCGGUAGCUUCAUUUUCUUUUGCAAGUACUUAAACUAAAUCUUGGCUGCCUCAGUGUGUAAACCAAUACCAGCCUUAGUGUUUAGGAUAGUCUUUAAUAAAAUGAAAAAUUAAAAUCAACCAGAUCCAACACAAUUGUGUUGGAUCUGGUUGAUAGUCAAGUGUCCACUCUGUUUCUCUGACUGGUAUCUCAUCCACACUUUAACCCAAACAAGCCCA